Diachasma alloeum is the source of this 1704-nucleotide messenger RNA. RefSeq lists its product as uncharacterized. The record is from RefSeq and is a predicted model, not a curated record. NCBI's taxonomy places the organism in Eukaryota, Metazoa, Arthropoda, Insecta, Hymenoptera, Braconidae. The transcript has 2 exons. Bases 1 to 1554 code for a protein of 517 amino acids.
AUGGCGGCACGUGUGAUCGCUGCUCUUCUCAUAUCGGUUGGUUUCACUGUGGACGAUUUCUAUUUGAGCCGAGAAACAAUCCGCCGUAACAGGGGUAAACAACGUAAGGCUCUGAGUAAUACUAUCAAAGAUAACUCAAAAAACGGAUCUUUCACUACGGUUCAUUGGGACGGCAAGCAAUUAGCAGCACUGGGGAACAAAUACGAGAAGAUCGAACGACUCCCUGUUCUUAUAUCAGGCAUUGACGGAGAUGAAUUACUCGGGGUUCCAAAGCUCGAGAGUGGAACUGGUGAAGAGCAGGCAAAUGCCAUUUUCAAGUGUUUGGACGAAAGGGGAUUUCUUGAUGUUAUAUGUGCCAUGGUUUUCGAUACCACGGCUAGCAAUACUGGCAGUUCAAAUGGUGCAUGUGUCCUACUGGAGAAAUUAUUGGGAAGAAGUCUAUUAUAUCUUGCUUGUCGGCAUCACGUGUUUGAGCUUCUGCUGAAAGCUGCCUUUGAUGUCUCUAUGGGCCCUACCUCUGGUCCAGAUAUUUGUAUUUUCAAACGAUUUCAAGGACAGUGGCAGUACUUGGAGAAGGGAAAAUUUUCGCCAGGAGUUCAAGAUGAAGAAAUUCAAGCCGCAGUCAAGGAUGAUGCGAAAGAUGCCCUCACAUUUGCGUAUUCGCAGCUGAAGAUUGCGAGCAUUCGAAAAGACUACCAAGAGUUUGUAGAGCUGGUGAUCAUGUUCCUAGGCGGGAAUCUUCCAGAUGGCAAUCGGUUUCGAGCUCUAGGCCCCAUUCAUCAUGCUAGGUGGAUGGCGAAAGCAAUUUACUCACUUAAAAUUUUUUUGUAUAGAGAUCAAUUUUCCAUGAAAGCGUAUGAAAUAUCAGGUUUGAAGAGUAUUUGUAUUUUUAUUGUUCGUUUCUACCAGAAGAGUUGGUUCACAGCCCCAAAUGCAGUUGAAGCACCGAAAAAUGACCUAGAAUUAUUGAAAAAAUUGGCAGCUGAAAACAACUCUGCAUCUCCAAAAAUGUACAACGCUGUGUUUGGAAAAUUUGUGAACCAUCUCUGGUAUUUAUCAGAAGAAUUGAUCGCUUUCGCCUUUUUUGAUGACUCUUUGGAUUUAGACUGUAAGAGAAGAAUGUGUGAAGCGAUCAAAUCUCGACCUGCCCUUAAAAACGAUAGAAAAAAGCGAAAAUCAGACAUGAAGGAUCAAAACUUCAUCCAAGAGUCAAGUUUAGAUCAAUUCGUAACACAGAACACCAUUCAGUUCUUCAAAAUUUUAAAUAUUGAAUCUAAUUUCUUGGAUAUCGAUCCGAUAAUGUGGGGAGAAAGCGAAGAAUAUGUUAAAGCUUCAAAAAUUGUGAAAUCACUUCUCGUGACGAAUGAUCUAGCCGAAAGAAGUGUGGCUCUGAUCACUGAAUAUAAUGGUUUGCUCACGAAGAAUGAAGAAAGUACACAAGAUGUGAUGCUCAUAGUGAAGAAAUUGAGGAAGUUGACACCGGAUUGCACGAGGGAAACCUUAAAGUUUUCAUUAGAAAAUUAUUUAACCAAGCGGGAGGCAGCAAAUAUGUGACAGCGCGCAUGUCACUGAGUGAUGUCUUAAUGUUUCUUUUGCCAUCAAUAUAUUGAUGGCGAGCUUCCAAAUGGUUUCAUCAGAAUGGAGUUUUUUCUUCCUCGCAUAUCCUUUCCCAUUUCAAAUCGUCCUAAUUUAACAAUAAAUGAC